Bathycoccus prasinos is the source of this 1773-nucleotide messenger RNA. RefSeq lists its product with no specific name. The record is from RefSeq and is a predicted model, not a curated record. Gene Ontology annotation, biological process: mitochondrial RNA processing; regulation of mitochondrial mRNA stability. Gene Ontology annotation, molecular function: RNA binding. Gene Ontology annotation, cellular component: mitochondrial matrix; ribonucleoprotein granule. Bases 1 to 1773 code for a protein of 590 amino acids. The transcript has a single exon. Lineage: Eukaryota; Viridiplantae; Chlorophyta; Mamiellophyceae; Mamiellales; Bathycoccaceae.
AUGUCAACACCAUCAACCGUGAGGAGGACGAAAAACGCGUAUACAUUUCGCGUUACCGCAACCGGUGGUGACGGCGAUGAAAAACCAGAUCCGAACGAGUGGAUGCAAAACGCGAGAAAGGAUACCGAACGUCGAGCGAUGCAAUUUCGCAAGGCGAGAGAGGUUAGUAGUGGAGCAAAAGAAAAACGCGAACCGCGAAGGUAUUCUCGUGCCGGUCGCGAUCUGGACAAGAUUAGAACGGCGAUAUCCCGAGGUUGGGUCCUCGAUGAAGAGACGGGCGAGUACGUAAAGCCAGAAUCCUCCAUCGGUGACUUUGAAGCCUCUUCCUCCGAGGAAAACGGCGUAGCCACUGAUGCGCCUGGCAUCUGGGAACCUGAUAUGGUUUCCUCGAAAGAAUGGAAAGACCAGUGGACGAUGACGUACGACGAAUGGAAGGUGAUUCAAGCGGAAGCGAAAAACGCCAUCUUUCCGCAAGAUUGUUUGAAAGUUUUCGAAAAUGGCGGCUUGCGUCGCGUUUCUCCGAACAUUGCCGGUAAAAUGCUCCAAAUUUUGGGAAAUAAAGUUCAAAGCGUCAAAAUGGAUCGCUUUGAACGCGCAGGGAUUCGACGAGACCCGCGAUUCGCACACUUGGUUGGUUUAACCGUCGCCGCGGCGCGUCAAAAUUCCGAAGAGUUCAAGACGUCAGCCGUGUGUCAAGCAAUUUGGGGUCUCGCCGUCGUCUCCGGCGAGGCUGCAAAUGCGGCCGAAAUGGAAGUGUUGUCGAACCGAGCAGCGCGUUCGGUGGUGGAGAUGAAACCAAAGGACGUCACGAAUGUUGCUUGGGCAUUAGCGUCAUGUCGACACGCCAACGAAGGUUUGUUUUCCGCCAUUAAUGAAUACGCCGAGCAAGGCGGAUUGAAAGGAUUUGACUCCUUUAAAAUCACAACGUUAUGCUGGGCCACGGCUCACUUACAAAUGGAUGGCGAUGGAAUCAUCAAGGGAGUCGCGAAGUGGGCUUCCAAUGCCCCAGGAUCAAACGAAGGCGAAGACGGUACGCAACAAACCGUGAACAAAUUGAAAGGCGCGCAGCUUUGCACGUUGAGUUGGUCGCUCGUGAACUUGCGUAAUGACGUGGGAUUGAACUCGGACAUUUUGAAAACUGUUUGGAGUCACGUGUGCUCUCAAGAAGGUAUCAAAAAGUUCAUGGAAGACGAUAGCAUUCGAGGACGAGACUUGAAUCAGCUGUACCAAACAGCUAUGGCGAUUUCAUCGUCCGAUACCAAUAAAAACGCGACUCUCCCGGAUGCUUUAAUGGAAAAGUGCUCCAACGCGUGGGCCGAACAACGUCGUCCGCCGGUUAUUUCUUGGUUUCAACGGGACGUUGCGGCUAUUCUCUCGUACAUGGGUGAAAAGUACGAGGAAGAAGCUAUCGUUGCGGGCUAUCGCGUGGAUGUUUUGCUCGAAUCCAUCGGCGUCGUUCUCGAAGUCGACGGACCUUCGCACUUUGCGCGCAAUGUGAAAGAUCACGCGCUCGGUCAAACGAAUUUGAAGCGCAACUUAUUAAAAGCGGCUGGAUAUAAAAUCUUUCCCAUCGCUGUGACAGAGUGGGAUUUGUUAUUUAAUGUUGAAGAUAAAUCUGAUUACGUUCGAGCUGGGUUAGAUGCGCUCGCAAAUGGAGAAGACAUUCCAGACAUUGUGCCGAGCGAAGAUUUCUCCUCGGCGCAAAGGGACAGUAAAAACGAAGGCGAUAGGGGUGGAUCUGCUUGGAACAGACGUCAAAUGAGCACAAUGUAG